CUCGAAUGUUUUAGUAAUAUAAACGUUUGCACAUUUUACCAAGCUUGCUACUUCAUCGUCUCUAGAUCUAUGCUUAUACCUUUAAAUCGAUAGUGAUGUAAGAGCACGAACUGAUCAGGAUUGACAAAAACUUGAUCAAGUUGAUAUAUAUGUUAUUUCAAAUGGAUUCAAAAGUUUAAUAAGCCUGCAACAUGAAAGUAGGAAACUGGAAAAUGAUGCGCACUGCAGAGGACGAAUAUUGUGUGACGUUAACGAACGAUAUAUAUAUGCACUAGAUCGACUAAUUUAACAUUAUUCGAUUUUUCACAGGAUAUCAACAUUUUUAAGGAUUCAUACGUCACAGCUGGUAUAAAUACAGAAGGCAUUUCCCACAAGCCUCUGUUGUUGCCUGUCAUUUGAAGAAGCCGGUCGCGUGUAGGUGGUGUUCCCCUUUUGGCCAUUACACACUAUCUGUGCAGUGAUCAUAACAGCAUAUCAGUCUUGAAUGACGCUAGAUAUAUCUAAAACGUCAUUAAGACGCAGACAGCCGAUUUCCCGCAAGAAAUUUGGCGAGAAGCUGGGCAGAUUUACGAAGCAACAUCCCGACCGCCAUUAAGUCAAGGGGAUACCUGAGUCAGCAUUUUUCCAAACAAAAUGGAAAACGGUGCUAUGUUGGAUGCGACAUGGUUGGAGGAGACAUGUCAACUGACAGUCCCGCCCCAGGGCGACUCCCUGGAGUUCAACACGGACGCGGACGACGGGAUUCUUGCGCUUCAGGGCCUAAUUACCGCUGACGGUGACAUUAUCAGCGGCAGUGACGACACACCUGGACUGUCAAGGAAAGAUUUUCUUUGGCUUAGUCCUGCAGAUGCCCCGUGCGCAAGCGAUCCACCGUCCCCCGAGGACCCAGUGCGAGUUCCUGGCGUUGCAGUGGACCAGUUGGACUUCUUCGACAUGAUUAAUGAAGGUGAGGACGUGGGUUCUGCUAUCGACCCUAACGAUGCUUUAAACGUUCUCUUAGAGACUCUCUCUAGUGUAUCAGAAGCUCCCUCAUCACCCCCUGCCUCCUUGAUUUCCUGUGAUUCAAGCUUUGGCUUCACCGACGAAGAACUGGUGAGCCUGACAACCCCAGAGCUUAACCGUCGCCUUAAAGGACUGUCUAAAGAAACCGUUGCCCUAGCUAAGAAGAGGAGACGUACCCUUAAAAACCGCGGGUACGCCUCUAACUGCCGCGCCAAGCGCUCUCACACAAGGCAGAGCCUUCAAGAGGAGAAUGGCAACUUGCAAAGGGAGGUUGAAAGACUACAGAAACAGCUCAGUGAGACGAAAAAAGAACUGACAUUUUACAGAAAGGAGUGUGAAAAACUUAAAAAACAGAAAGAGGAUUGAGGAGAGGACUUUAACUGUUGCUGCAGUAACCCUCAUUACUGGACUUUGAUUCUUUGAAGGCAGAGGGCAGCAAGUGCACAGGAUCUGAGGACGCCGAAUGAUAUGAUGUGAUAAAACUGACAUGGGAUGAUAAAACUGACAUGGGACAUGUCACUUUAAUGAUGGAAUGAGGUCACUGAUAAGACUGUACUAAAACAUUGUAUGGUCACUCCAUUCAGCUUAUUAGUGACAACACUGCAACAUUGAACAGAAUCAGAUGUACAGUGUACAGAGUUGUUAUGACUGUGUAAGUGAUUGUGGAUUGCGUAAGAAUGUAUUAUUUCAUUCAUAGUGAUAUAUCUUCAAAGGGUUAAAAUGGUUACAAAAAAAAUCACAAAAUUGAAAAAACAAAACUGUUGUUUAAGUGUGAGUAUGCCAGCUUUAUUGUGCUUUGUGGAUAGCCACAGUGCUGAUGCAUUUUAAACAUUACUCAAAGAGUGCAAUUAUAUUCUUUGUGCAAUGAAGUCUGUUAAGUUAGUGUAAUUUGCUUACAGCCAUUAAUAAGAAGAGGUCACCAUUGCACAAACUCAUAACAUCAUUUAAGAAUGUAAGAAAUAAAUAUUCCAUCUUUUAGAUGUGAUAAGUAGCCUAUGCAAAGCUCACAGGAGCCCUGCUUAACCAUCAAAAGGCUAUCUUUAGAAGAAAUCUCGACUUUGUCAUGUAACAUGGACUAUGUUAAGUUUUAAACUUUUUUUAAUAUGUAACUUAUUUGUAACAUAAGGUUAAGUGAACAAGUGAAAAACAAACAAAAAAGCAACAAGACAGGCAACCAACAAAGCCUCAAUAACUCGUUAGUUCCCUGUCACUGCUACUCUAAUUUUUAUAGAUAAUUAUUUUACCAGUGACAGGGAUCUUAUGAAGAGUAAGGCAUUUAAAUAUAUUAAUUAUAGAAAAAAAACCUUUCCAUUUUAAGGAAAGAAAAAAAAAUUGUAAAAAACUAAAGUUAUAAAAAAAAUACCAAAGGCCAGAUACAAUUGAAUCUGAGCCUCAGAUAGUGACAUUGCUGACUAAAUGUCUCUUUGUCAAGGUUGGAUCAAGUUUGACUUGAAAGAUCAUUGUGAAAGAUCUGCUAUUAUAGGAUAGGGUUAUAUUCGCAAGGAGACAUCUAGUCAUACCUCAAAACCAUCAGGGGCAGUCAGAAUUAACUGAUCUGUAAGCCCUGUGAAAGACUUCCCAACUUUGCCAGUAAGAAGGACAUGAGAAAAACAAGUAGACCCAAAAGUUUAUCAAAUGUAUUUAAUUAUUCUUGAGUGUUCUUUUAGUUGUUUGCAAACCUCUUACAUGAAAAAGUGAUGAAGAGGUUCUUUUUUAUUGAUCAAGUUUGCUAUUGUAAAACAGUGGAUACUUGUAUUUUAUAUUCCUCUGUAAUAGAUCCUGUUAUUUAUAUUGGUAUGUUAUCCAACUUUUACUCAGGUGUUUGUAACAAAUCUGCAGAUUUUUAAAUUAGCCUUUUAGACAACUUUAGUGUGAAUGUGAACUGUAUGCACGAGGAAAAGAUUUAUUUUUAUUUGUUAAUGUUUUGUAAAUUAAAAGUGUAAAUAAUGUACAAAGUAAUAAUAAUAUGAAUGGGAGAGAGCAAGAGCGAAUGUGAAGAAUUUUAAAUACAAAACCAUUGUUUUAAAUGGUAAUUAUACAAUAUUUAGAACACCAAUAUUAUAUGUUUGAUAAUCUUUUGGGUUGAAUAUGAUGAUGAUGCUCACUGCAGCAUUUGAUAUGCAUUUUGUGUUGUUCCCUCCAGACAUGCCUGGGCUUGCUUCUCUUGAGCAAGGAAUUGAGAAUGACUCAUCAAUUUAUGCACCUGCAGGAUUAAUGAGUAUGGUAGGCCUAUCUUUGCUGUUUGGGACAACACACAAUUAAGUUACUUUUCCAAGUAUUAAAUACUGUGAAUUGUAAUGAGGAGAUGUUUGAAAAAGAAAUGAAUGGAUGUGGAAAUUAAAGCAUUGAAAAAUCCA
Molecule: messenger RNA, 3359 nt
Organism: Lingula anatina
Lineage: Eukaryota; Metazoa; Brachiopoda; Lingulata; Lingulida; Lingulidae
Biological process (GO): regulation of transcription by RNA polymerase II
Cellular component (GO): nucleus
Molecular function (GO): DNA-binding transcription factor activity, RNA polymerase II-specific; RNA polymerase II cis-regulatory region sequence-specific DNA binding
Source: RefSeq, a predicted model, not a curated record